Mesocestoides corti is the source of this 765-nucleotide messenger RNA. The record is from the annotation of a GenBank genome assembly. NCBI's taxonomy places the organism in Eukaryota, Metazoa, Platyhelminthes, Cestoda, Cyclophyllidea, Mesocestoididae.
AUGGUACCCAAACGCCAGAAGCUUGAUGAUGUUAGCGAGGAUGAAGUCGUUCAGCUUGAACUAGAAGGGUUUUCACCACAACCGGAAGAUCGCGAUGGAAUUAUCCAACUCUUAAAACAGGCCAUGCCCAAGGACUCAAAUUUGUCUCUUGGUGGUAUCGCAGAUUAUAUAAUCGCUCACAGUACGGUUGGUACUGUCGUCAAAAAUUGCUUUGACGAUGCAGAAUUGGAUGCUGCAGUCAGUGAUGAUGACAACAUUAUAUUUUCGUUGACAACUGUUGUUAGCCUCACUAACUCUGCGGCUUCUCGCUCCUCUGUUAUUUCCGACCUGCGAGUGUUUUUAAAUAGUUUCUUGUCUCGUGCCGGCUUGCAAACUCAAGAUUCCAGAGUUAUAUCUAAAAUCCUCUCAGGUGCCUCCUCUCAGAAGCCAGCCCUCCUUCUGAACGAGCGUUUUGUAAAUCUCCCUCCUUCUAUCGCUGCCCAAGCUGUUGCUGCUCUUCCCUCAGAGGUCCAAAAUCUGCCAGAUGAUGAACGACCCACACAUUUGAUCAUAUUAACCAGAGCCCUAAGGUCUGAACCGUCUAAUGACCUUAUUUAUGUUCAACCUGAAAUGGAAAUUGUUAGGAAGGUCGCCAUAGCUGCUGUCGAAAUUAUUUCUGUGGACUCAACAGUAGAUGAAGAAACAGAGACGAUUACAUACGUAAUCAUGGCAAUUGACUUCAAUAGCCUCCCGGAGAUCCUGGAAUUGCUUGCUGAUGCACCGUAG